GAUAGAACAGCCAACUUUUUGGUGUUGAAGCGAAAUAGGAGUCAACUAUAUCAACUUCUAGCUCAUUAGCUCGUUCUUUGCCCGGGAAAGGUUAACAACACAAAUUCCCAUUAUGACCAAACAUUUUAUCUAAUUAGCUAAAGACCCGGAUAUAAUCAGCACACACGGGUGGAGUGAGUGACCGACACAACCAAGCUUAUUUUAUGGCUCUGUCUGUGUUUCCAAAGACUAAUGCAUGCUGUGCAGGAGCAUCCACAAACAUCGUAAGUGAAGUUGCCACUCUGCAGUCUUCCGUUCUUAUCUUUUUGUUGGAGUACUUUCGAAUGUUGGUCUUCAAAAUGUUCUAAGGACUUUCUGCAAUAAGAUCUCCACAGAGAUCUGUCUGAUGCAUAGCAUUCUCAGUUGGAUACAUCAAUAUUACAAGAUUUCAAAUUGGAUUUUAGUGAGUCUUUAAAGCGUAGUCUCUGACCUCCUGCUGUUCUAGAACCUUCCUUUGGCUGACCAUAAAACACUGCGUUUGGGAUUCUAUCAUCCUUCAUUUGAACAAGAUGGUCACACCAUCGAAGUUGAGCUUGAAGUAGCAAAGCCUCAAUUCCAGGCAUGUUGCAUUUUUUCAAAACCUUGUAUUGUGUACCAUUCUUACCACUUGACAUUGGCGAUUUUGCGAAGACAUUGCAUGUGAAAUUUGUCCAAGUUGUUUAAUGUGUCUUCUAUAUAAUGUCCAAGUCUCACAGCCAUAAAGUAAUGUGGUAAUUACAACUGCUUUAUAGACUUUGAUCUUAGUUGCUGUGGUAAUGCCAUGUUCAUUCCAAAGGCAUUUAGUGAGAUUACUAAAAGCAGCACCAGCUCUACAGGAUGCAUUGAAAUUUCAUCAUCCACAACAAGGUUUUGAGGCAGAGUACUUCCUAAAUAUGAAACUUGGCAACUGAGCUCAGUGGGGUGUCUUACACUUUUACAACAGGAGGUGUGUAAGAAAACCCAGGUGUUGGUUGGUACAAGACUUUGGACUUCUUGAGACUUACAGUGAGCCCAAAAUGUCGUGCAGCAUUUGAAAAGCAAUCCAUGAUGAAUUGAAUAUCCUCUUAUGUUGUGCGCAACAAAGGCACAGUCAUCUGUAAAGAGAAGGUCACGUAUGAGAAUGUCACUGACUUUGGAUUUUGCACUGAAUCGAUGAAGGUUGAAACUGUUCCAUCAGAGCGCGAUUGAAUUUAAACACCUUUAUUGCAAUUCUUGAAGGCAAUGUGUAGCAUGACAGAAAAAAAGAUGUUAAAUAACAAUAGUGCAAGAACGCAACCCCUCCCUCACACACACACACACACACACACACACACACACACACACACACACACACACACACACAUGCACACACACACACACACACACACACACACACACACACACACACACACAUGUACACGUACACGUACACACACACACCACACACCACACACACAGCUCUUCUUUAUAUAGCUUAUGCAGAAGCUGAACAGUAACUGUUCAUCAUGAAGAUGGAAAUGUGAAAGCAACAAAUUGGGAGAGGAGGGCGUAAGCAUGUAAAAUGAUACCACAUCAGGUUAAUUGAAUGCAAAAUCAUGUUUUAGGCUCUCCUACAAGUAUACAGAAAUUCGGAGUGAUGCACGCAGUCGUCACAUGCUUUCACGUUGAAUAUCAGCUUGCAGUUUACCGUUUAGUCAUGAGAAUGGCCAUGUAGUUUGGCGUUACUAAAGCGGGUACGUGUAUGCCCUAUGUAUACCCGUGCCUUCUUAUUAUAAUAAAAAUGUGAUUGUGGUAAGAAGAUAGCCACAUUCAUUGCCACUGUAAUAACAACAGAUGUCCCAUUUAUGCCUCACUUCCGUCCGCUAGGAGAGAUACACUCAAUCCGAAGGGACCGUCUUAAUACCGAAGCAUACGUUUGCAUUGUGGUGUGGAACACAGUCUUCACAGUUUUAUGGUGAUUGGCCCGGUAGUGUUGGCAUGAUUGAUGUUACAGACAGACAGACAGACAGACAGACAGACAUUUAAGUGAGUUUGUCAAACAGCCCAAGAAAUUACAACAAAAACUAUCUAGUCAACUACACGAGACAAACGCAAAUUCCUGCCUGGAAACUUCAGUUUCACAAUCAGAUAGAGCUGCAGCUAAAUUUAGAUCAAUAAGAGGUAAGGGAGCUGGGUCAUAGCUGGAAGCCAUUCCUACUGAAGAGAUUUUUGCACUGGAACCCGACGAAUUUCGUUUGGCAGCAUCUCUGAGGUUGGACAUACCUGCACCUUUUGUCAACUGGAACAUCCAGUGUGAAUGUGGCAAGUUGGCAGAUGAAUAUCAUCUUCUUACAUGCAAACAUGGAGGUGGGCCUGUGUGGCAACACGAUAAAAUUGUAAAUGCAUGGAGCACUUGUCUACAUGAAUUAAAGAUUCAUCACGAGAAAGAACCUCGACAUCGUUACUCUGGAAAUGAGAAUAGACCAGACAUAGUUGUGUAUGACUCUGGGUGUAGCUAUGACCUUGAUGUGGCUAUGGCUCAUCCUUUCAGGCAAGACGCUUUAAAGCAGGCAGCUUUAGAGGAAGGUUUUGCUGCAGCAAGAAGGGAGGAAAGGAAGAUGAUCAAAUACGAAAAACAACAACAUGCUGGCAAUACAUCAAGCCUCAAUUUCACUCCUCUGGUAUUUGAACAUUUUGGAACAUGGGGAUCAGAAGCUACCAACUAUCUAAACAAACUAGCCAGAAGAUCAAGGGACAUUGAAGGCUAUACAAAUGAAGCUGACUUUAGAGGUUUUUGGAGAAAAAAUUCUCAAUAAUAUUACAACGAUGCAACGCUAGAGUCAUCCUCCACAAGCUGACACGUGUCUUCCCUGGAGAAGAAGAUGAGAACAUACACAAUAGAGACUACCAAAGUAGUUUGCAUUAAACUAAAGCUGAACUCAGUAGAUUUCUUGUAUUUAGUGUUAGAAAUGUAAUGUAGAGUUUGUGUUUCAAUAAAUGAAAUUGAUAGACAGACAGACAGACAGACAGACGACAGACAGACAGACAGACAGACAGAUCAAACUUUAUAGAGAUAGAGAAGAUAUAUCAAGACAGACAAUAACUAUUUUUGUACGAGCAAAGGAACAUUGUUAAGUAGCAGCAGAAUUACCUGAGGAGGAUCAAGCAGUACAGUGUGUACAGGAAGAAAGAAGACCCAUAAUCUAUCUUAAAUUUAACCAUUGCUCCAAAACUUUCUGUGGAUAGAUCAUGAUGGAAGAGGCGGGUGGAAGCAAUCACCUGGGAGACGGCAGUGCUUGACUAAUUGCAUGCUGACUGGACAGAAAGUGGAUCUGUGGCACUGAUCAUGUUUUCUGCUCUAAAAAGAAGACAUUGUAUUAUCAUGAUGAGCUUAAUUCUCAGCAUUUUCUCGAAUGGUUUACAAGCUGCUAAAAAUUACGUGGGUGCUCGUUUCAUUCUUGCCUGUGCGAAUGAACAUGUACCUUACUUGCUUGACUAGCUGCAGAGUGGAAAAAACUUAUAUGAUAUUCUAAGUAUUAGCUAAGAACAGCAUUAACUGUCACAACAACUCAAUCACUAUAUAAGUUAACGCUGCUUAUGCCUAAUUCAAUAUUGCUGCCAUGGCAAUAACAGAGUUAUGGUCACAUAACAUAAAGUGUUAGUAUUUUAUACCCAUCAAGGAAAACAAACAAUUAUUCAAAAUGAUCAAUUUAUAACAGCUGUCUUCUGGGUGUAGCAGUGGUGCAACACUGUCACAUAAGUGAGCAUAGUUUCCAUAGAAACACUACAUCUCAAGUGAUGACUUCAUGUGACGUGAGCUAUUUUAUGUUUACCUUCUUUAAAACUAGCAAAGAAUCAUUUGAAUUUAUUAAUUCCUAAAUGAUUGCCCCAGGGUGUAUGAGUGGUGGCGCAUACACGGACGUAGGUAUGGAUGGAUGGACAUUCAGAGUACCCCUAUGAUGCAUUAGAGCAAAGUCACUUGCUCGCAAACAAUGUCUCACUUUGAUCUGUGACAGUGCUGCAAAUGGUUAUGCAAUGGCUUACUGCAAAGGUCAUUCCAUUUGAUGAGAAAGACCUCAGAUAAAGCUGCCAAGGAAAAGGGCUGUGUUGUCCUUGUUCACCAGUGUGACACUGUGAGUUGAAACCAAUAGAGCUGGUCUAGUUGGACUUCCAACUAUACCUCCAUGAUCACACAACAAACCAUUUCUGGUAUCUGCAGCCUUUCACAUUGUUACUCCAGAAUUAUGUGCCAAACACUUUGAUCAUGUCCUGAAGGAGGAAGAGCAGUUGUGGCAGAAGGACAGGCUGCAGGGAGACUGUCAUUAAGGAUCCAUCAUUCAAAAUUGAGUAGAAGAGGAAUAGGAGGUGGAGGUGGAGAUUGCUGAAGGAAAUCAAGAGACCGAGAAUGUUCAGACUUGAAGAGAAUGAAGGUGAUGAAGACACACCAGAACUGGACAAUGAUGACAAUGCUCUACUAUGCCCGGAUGCAGUAGGAAUGGACAUAGCAAUGUAAAGAUCAUAUUGAUCUCUGUUGUUUCACUGGUAAAAUGGCAGGUUCUGCAGUUUUGAACAGUACCAAUAUCGCCUCUAGUACAUUGUGCAGUGAAGUUAUUAACAUGGCCUUAUUGUGGAGAAUAUGCAUGAUGUGCCCUACGUGAACAAAAGAGUUGGUCCAGAGAUUACAGCUGCCAUGACAGCUAUUAGUUAUUGUGUAAAGAAUGAAACAGAGUUGCCUUGUGGAAUUCAGAUAUUGUCGAAUGCAAAUAUAGAAGCUAUUGCUGUUGCAAAAGCAGCCAGUUUGAACUUUGUUCGAGUGGAAGGAUUCGUGUUUGCUCACAUUGGUGAUGAAGGAAUAAUGGAGUCGUGUGCUGGACAGCUUCUUCGAUAUCGGAAGAUGAUUGGAGCUAAUGAAGUUUUAAUAUUUACUGAUAUCAAGAAAAAACACUGCUCACAUGUGUUAACAUCGGAUUUCGAUAUUGCAGAAACUGCAAAGUCUGCUGAAUAUUUUCUCAGUGAUGGAGUUGUUGUUACUGGUAUUGCAACUGGUCAUCCUGCACAAAGAAGAGAUGUUGAAAACGUCCUAAAUUCCACAGAACUACCAGUCUUGAUUGGGUCAGGCGUAACUGUGACUAAUGUAAGUGAAUUCAGUCAAGCACAUGGCGUGAUUGUGGGAUCACAUUUUAAAAAGGACGGCGUGUGGUCAAAUGAAGUAAACAUUGCAAGGGUCGUUGAAUUUAUGCAAUCUCUACAUCCUGGUGAAUAACUAGAAAUCUGUUGCAUUCUAGAGACACUCAUUAUUUACAUUCCUAUUGCCUGUUGCGAAUAUAACAUUUAAAUAGGUGCAGUAUACAUCAGAUGAUCUGAGUCAAGGAGUAACUUAUGAUGCUGCAAUCCUUAGAUACAAAACAACUAACUACAUAUUUAUAUUGCUAUUGACGUAUUAGCCUAGAGAUGUGUCUAAUGUUUGCGAGGACACAAUAUGCCUCGUUGAGAGUAUCGCCUCUGAUGCAGAGA
This is a messenger RNA of Corticium candelabrum, 5490 nucleotides long. RefSeq lists its product as uncharacterized. The transcript has 5 exons. The record is from RefSeq and is a predicted model, not a curated record. Bases 4613 to 5239 code for a protein of 208 amino acids. Lineage: Eukaryota; Metazoa; Porifera; Homoscleromorpha; Homosclerophorida; Plakinidae.